Molecule: messenger RNA, 1084 nt
Organism: Telopea speciosissima
Lineage: Eukaryota; Viridiplantae; Streptophyta; Magnoliopsida; Proteales; Proteaceae
Exons: 3
Coding region: 13-1056 (347 amino acids)
Source: RefSeq, a predicted model, not a curated record
CUUGGCAAAACCAUGGAUUACUCAAAGGGUAACAUAGCAAAUUUGGUUGUAGUUUCUAUUCUAUUCGCUGGAGUAUUCUAUCUGUGCAUAUGGCCUCCUCCUCCUUCCUUCUUCUCCAACCCUUUCUUUCCAUUCCAGAAUUCCAGAUGCAGAGAAACCUCAUCAGACCUGACCACCAUGAGCAUAAACUGUCCAAAAGAUAAACUAACAAUAGCAUUGGAGAGAGCUUCAAUGGGGAAUAAGACAGUUAUAAUUGCUAUUGUAAACAGAGCUUAUGUUGAGAGAGAGAAUCUGGAGAAGACAAUGCUUGAUCUGUUUUUAGAAGGUUUUUGGUUAGGAGAAGAUACACAAGGCUUGGUGGAUCAUCUUCUGGUUGUGGCAAUGGAUCAAGUUGCUUAUGAUAGGUGUAACUUUUUGAGGCUUCAGUGCUACAGAUUGGAAACAGAGGGUGUAGAUUUUGGAGGAGAGAAGUUUUAUAUGACUCAAGAUUUCAUAAAGAUGAUGUGGAAGAGAACCCUUUUCCUUGGUAAUGUUCUGAAGCGGGGUUACAACUUUAUCUUCACGGAUACAGAUGUUAUGUGGCUAAGGAAUCCAUUAUUGAAAUUGGUCCAAAAUGAAGCUGAGGAUCUCCAAAUCAGUUGUGAUGACUUCAAUGGUAACCCAAGUUCUGAAGCCAACCCCAUUAAUACAGGCUUCUACUUCAUUAGAUCAAACAAUAAAACCAUUGCUCUAUUUGAAUUAUGGUAUGCUAUGAAAAAUAAUUCUCCAGGGUUGAAAGAGCAAGAUGUGCUAGUGAAUAUGAUGCAGCAUGGUGUGUUCAGAGAAUUAGGGUUAAGAGUUAAGUUUUUGGAAACACUCUAUUUUAGUGGAUUCUGUCAAGAUAGCAGAGAUUUUGAAGCUGUGACUACUGUUCAUGCUAACUGUUGCCGUGGUGUAAAUGCUAAAAUGGCUGAUCUAGCUAAUGUUCUUCAAGAUUGGAGGAAAUUUAAGAGCUCUUCUAAUCACACAUUGACCUCUAGGUGGUCAAAACACAAUGCUUGUAUCCAUUCAUGGUAGAUUUUAAUGCAGUAAAAAAUAAUUUGAU